Molecule: messenger RNA, 1634 nt
Organism: Sphaeroforma arctica JP610
Lineage: Eukaryota; Ichthyosporea; Ichthyophonida
Exons: 6
Coding region: 192-875 (227 amino acids)
Source: RefSeq, a predicted model, not a curated record
AAAAAAGCCACGUAUGCACUUAAAUACAACAUUAUGAUUUAACCCGUGUCAGCACGGUUAGAAUUUCAAACACCGGUCCUGUUGAGACAUUUGAAUUCGACUACGGUUCGAUUGCGCGUAUCUAAAGGGGAUCCGAUAACGAGAUUCAAGACUCAAGCCAUUGAAACAAACGCUCCAGCCGGACCCACAGUAUGCCUGUGGACUAUAUAUGCGCGCAGCCUAAUUAUGUUAUUAGGAUUGAGCUGAAGGAGUGCAGACCGACUGUUUGGCGCGAAAUAAACGUUCCAAGUGACAUGAGCUUGUCCUCAUUGCACAAAGUUAUCCAGGUUGCCAUGGGCUGGUCCAAUUUACAUCUGCACGUGUUCAGCUUGCCGGAUAGUUCUAUAGAGUUUGGCCGACAUGCCGACUAUUCGAGCGACACUGAGUCUAGCGAGGAUGAAAUGAGUGCGUUCGACGAGGCCGAGCAAGCUGCUUGGUAUGCGCAGAUGGGGAUAGAUAUGCCUACCAAAAAGAGGCCGGAUAAAAAUCACACCGUUGCUGAAUUGUUCAAGCAUGUCGGCUGCAAAGCGGAUUACAUCUACGAUUUCAGUGAUUUGUGGGAACAUACACUUGAACUCAUGGACAUUAUACGCAAUCCACAUCCAACACCAAGGUGUAUAGCAGGAGAACACCAAUGUCCUCCAGAGAGCUGUGGAGGCCGUUUCGGUUAUGAGGCGAUGAUGCUCAUAUUUAAUGCCGACAGUCAAAACAGGUCGUUCGAUCGAAACAGUUGGCGUAUAGGGCGAGGGUACCGAUACGACGUUGUGCCGUUCGAUCUGAUCGCGGUCAACCAAACUUUAAAGACAACCGACAUCUCAUUUAUUGGCAAGUCUUAGAAUGAGGUGUAGACUGGCUCAAUAGACGACAAUGAGGCACAGAUCACGCACGUACAUGGAUUCGUUCGUGAACUGAUCACGCCGCACCCGUCAGUACACGUCUGUCUUGCUAUUCAUCGUAUUCAUCGAGACGGGCACAGUCUGUGGGUAUAACAGCGUUACAUGCUGUUUGUGAUGCUGACUGGAUACAGUAGUCGAUUUCUCUUGUGGUACUUCGCCCAUCGAGAUUAGGCAACUCUUGCCACCCACUCGCGGAAAGGUUUACACCCUUGAGGACAUGACAUCAAAAGCCUUCUUUGGGUAUGCACCAGACAACUUCUGUACUGCCGCAAGCUACACCUAUAUUGAGUAUACAUAGUAUGGUGACCACCUAUUGGCUAUGUCUUUGUAUGGUGAUCGCCCUAUUGCAGCUAGAAAUGCCUGAUAAUUGUGGGUGGAGGUCCACAGGUGGCAUGUCAUACGUUGGGAAUUGGCAACCCGAAGAGGUCGCUUUCUCUGCCUUGUAUGUGCGAUCUCGACCGCGACAUCAAGUUCGAGUGUGUGUAUGGUAGACACACGUAUGAGAAAGUGCCCUCCUCCUCUAUUCACUCUUGUGCGUCGACAACUUGACAAUAUUUUACAUUACAAAGUUUGACAGAGUGAAUAUCACAUCGCUCCAGUGCCGAUGCCUGUGGGACAAGAGCGUCCUCAUACGUCGAUGACAUCAAUAAUAAACGGUGGUAAUCGAGACCCGACGCGUGUCUGAAGGUGCUAUUAUUC